Nyctereutes procyonoides (raccoon dog) is the source of this 6901-nucleotide messenger RNA. It is a transcript of the gene LTBP2, whose product is annotated as latent transforming growth factor beta binding protein 2. The record is from RefSeq and is a predicted model, not a curated record. Lineage: Eukaryota; Metazoa; Chordata; Mammalia; Carnivora; Canidae. Gene Ontology annotation, molecular function: calcium ion binding. Bases 285 to 5738 code for a protein of 1817 amino acids. The transcript is spliced from 36 exons.
AUAAAAGAGACGAAAAACAGGGGGAGGUUUCCAAAAAUAAAAGCGUCCGACUCCCCUUCGGAGGGCUGCAGAGACGGGGAGACGGCGCGAAGGUGCUGCGGCGGUGCGCGCCUGGCUGGAGAGGAGCGGACCCAGCUCGGGGCGCGCAGCCCUCGCCCCGGGAAGGCUGGCUCGGAGCCCCUAGACCCCGAGGAGCCCGCCGCCGCCGGGGGAGCGCAGCGCAGCCGCCGCAAGCCCCCGGGGCAGUUCCCCCCGCUCGCCGCUCCCCAGUGGCCCCCGGCGCCAUGAGGCCCCCGACCACCCACCGCUGCCCCGGGCGCGCCCCGCGGAACCCCUGUGGGAGCCUCCUGGCCCUCACCCUGGCUCUCUUCGUGGGCAUGGGCCAUGCUCAGAGGGACCCGGUGGGAAGAUACGAGCUGGCUGGCAGGGACGCGAAUCGGCUGCGCCGCCCCGGGGGCAGUCACCCCGCAGCGUCUGCAGCCAAGGUGUACAGUCUGUUCCGAGAGCAGGACGCGCCAGUGCCGGGCUUGCCGCCCACGGAGCGGGCCCAGCCGGGCUGGGGGAGCCCCCGGAGGCCCGCCGACGCGCUGGCCAGGAGGCCGCCCCGCGCGCAGCAGCCGCGGCGAGCCCAGCCACCUGCGCAGACCUGGAGGAGCAGCCCCGCGGGCCAGCAGCAGUCCGCAGCCCGCGCGCGGGUCGCCCCGGCUCUCCCGCGCCUCGGAACCCUCCAGCGGCCCGGGGCUGCGCCCCCAACCCCGCCGCGAGGGCGGCUGACGGGGAGGAAUGUCUGCGGGGGACAGUGCUGCCCAGGAUGGACAACAGCAAACAGCACCAACCACUGUAUCAAACCUGUGUGCCAGCCACCCUGCCAGAACAGGGGAUCCUGCAGCCGGCCCCAGCUCUGCGUGUGCCGCUCUGGCUUCCGUGGAGCCCAUUGUGAGGAGGUCAUUCCUGAGGAGGAAUUCGACCCCCAGAACUCAAGGCCAGCACCCCGACGCUCAGCUGAGGGAUCACCCAACCUGCGAAGGAGUAGUGCAGCCAGAGAAAGCACCACGACCCCCAGAACACGGUCCCUGGCAUCACAGCUGCCACUGGUCAGGACCCUGAGUGGGCUCAGCCAGACCCAGCCCUCCCAGCAGCACAUGGGGCUGUCCCGGACCGUCCGGCUUUACCCAACCACCACAGCCAAUGGUCAGCUCACCUCCAAUGCCCUGCCCGCAGGGCCAGGCCUUGAGCGGAGAGAUGGCGCCCAGCAGGCAGCGUAUCUGGACCACCCGUCACCCCCCUGGGGACUGAACCUCACUGAGAAAAUCAAGAAGAUCAAGAUCGUCUUCACUCCCACCAUCUGCAAGCAGACUUGUGCCCAUGGGCACUGUUCCAACAGCUGUGAGCGCGGUGACACCACCACCUUGUAUAGCCAGGGCGGUCAUGGGCAUGACCCCAAGUCUGGCUUCCGCAUCUAUUUCUGCCAGAUACCCUGCCUGAACGGAGGCCGCUGCAUCGGCCGGGACGAGUGCUGGUGCCCCGCCAACUCCACCGGCAAGUUCUGCCACCUGCCCUCCCCGAAGCUGGACGCAGGGCCAGGGGAGCGGGGCUCCCGGCUUGGGGCCCUGCUGGAAGGCCCCUUGCGGCAGUCCACCUUCACACUGCCCCUCUCCAACCAGCUGGCUUCCGUGAACCCCUCCUUGGUGAAAGUGCAUAUCAACCACCCGCCGGAGGCCUCUGUGCAGGUCCACCAGGUGGCACGGGUGCGGGGCGAGGCCCCGGAGGAGAACAGCGUGGAGACCAGACCCUCACCCCGGCUCCCUGCCAGCCCCCGCCACAGCCAUUGGGACGGCAACAGCAUCCCCGCGCGGUCUGGAGAGGCCCCUCAGCCGCCACCCCCUGCAGCACCCAGGCCCCCUGGACGGCUGGGCCGGUGUUAUCUGAGCUCCGUGAAUGGACAGUGUGCCAACCCCUUGCUGGAGCUGACUGCCCAAGAGGAUUGCUGUGGCAGUGUGGGAGCCUUCUGGGGAGUGACCUCAUGUGCCCCAUGCCCACCCAGACCAGCCUCCCCGGUGAUUGAAAAUGGCCAACUGGAGUGUCCCCAGGGGUACAAGAGACUGAAUCUCACUCACUGCCAAGAUAUCAACGAGUGCCUGACCUUGGAUCUGUGCAAGGACUCGGAGUGUGUGAACACCAGGGGCAGCUACCUGUGCACCUGCGGGCCUGGCCUCAUGCUGGACCCAUCCAGGAGCCGCUGCGUGUCCGACAAGGCCAUCUCCAUGCAGCAGGGGCUGUGCUACCGGUCACUGGGUCCUGGCACCUGCGCCCUGCCUUUGGCCCAGAGCAUCACCAAACAAAUAUGCUGCUGCAGCCGAGUGGGCAAAGCCUGGGGCAGCAAGUGUGAGAGAUGCCCCCUGCCUGGCACAGAGGCCUUCAGGGAGAUCUGCCCGGCUGGCCACGGCUACACCUACUCGAGCUCACAUAUCCGCCUGGCCAUGAGGAAAGCUGAAGAGGAGGAACUGGCCAGGCCCUCCAGGGAGCAAGCACAGAAGAGCUACGGGACCCUGCCUGGGCCAGCAGAGAGGCAGCCACUCCGAGCAGUCACUGACACCUGGCUAGAGGCCGAGACCAUCCCUGACAAGGGAGAUUCUCGGACUGGCCAGGUCACAACCAGUGUUACCCAAGUACCUGCCUGGGUCCCAGGAGAUGCCGUAGAAAGACCAACGCCACCGGUUCCUGGACAGGGGAUCCCAGACAACCAGGAAGAAGAGCACGUGACCACCCCUGCUGAGGAGCUGGUGGCCCUGGGCCCCUCAGGCAUUGACAGAUGUGCCGCUGGAACCACCAACAUCUGUGGCCCUGGAACCUGUGUGAACCUCCCAGAUGGGUACAAAUGCAUCUGCAACCCCGGCUACCAGUUGCAUCCCAGCCAAGCCUACUGCACGGAUGACAACGAGUGUCUGAGGGACCCCUGUGCAGGAAGAGGGCACUGUGUCAACCGAGUGGGUUCCUACUCCUGCUUCUGCUACCCUGGCUACACACUGGCCACCUCAGGGACCACACAGGAAUGCCAAGAUGUAGACGAAUGCGAGCAGCCAGAGGUGUGCAGCGGGGGACGAUGUACCAACACGGAGGGUUCGUACCACUGCCAGUGUGACCAGGGCUACAUCAUGGUCAGGAAGGGACACUGUCAAGAUAUCAACGAAUGCCGUCACCCUGGCACCUGCCCUGAUGGGAGAUGCGUCAACUCCCCCGGCUCCUACACUUGCCUCGCCUGUGAGGAGGGCUACAGGGGCCAGAGUGGGAGCUGUGUAGAUGUAAAUGAGUGUCUGACCCCUGGGGUCUGUGCCCAUGGAAAGUGCAUCAACCUGGAGGGCUCCUUUAGAUGCUCCUGUGAGCAGGGCUACACGGUCACCUCAGAUGAGAAGGGCUGCCAAGAUGUCGACGAGUGUGCCAGCCGGGCCUCGUGCCCCACGGGCCUCUGCCUCAACACCCAGGGCUCCUUCACCUGCUCAGCCUGCGAGAGCGGCUAUUGGGUGAAUGAAGAUGGCACCGCCUGUGAAGACCUAGAUGAGUGUGCCUUCCCGGGAGUCUGCCCCACAGGAGUCUGCACCAACACCGCCGGCUCCUUCUCCUGCAGGGACUGCGAGGAGGGCUACCGGCCCAGCCCCCUGGGCCACACAUGUGAAGAUGUGGAUGAGUGUGAAGACCUCCAGAGCAGCUGCCAGGGAGGCGAGUGCAAGAACACGGCUGGCUCCUACCAGUGCCUCUGCCCCCCAGGCUUCCAGCUGGCCAAUGGCACCGUGUGUGAGGAUGUGGACGAGUGUGUGGGAGAGGAGUACUGUGCACCCUAUGGCGAGUGCCUCAACAGCCACGGGUCUUUCUUCUGUCUCUGCGCACCAGGCUUCGCCAGCGCAGAGGGGGGCACCAGCUGCCAGGAUGUGGAUGAAUGUGCAGUCACAGACCAGUGUCUGGGAGGACACUGUGUCAACACCGAGGGCUCCUUCAACUGUCUGUGCGAGACCGGCUUCCAGCCUUCCCCGGAGAGCGGGGAGUGUGUGGAUAUUGAUGAGUGCAAGGAUUAUGGAGACCCAGUAUGUGGGGCCUGGAGGUGUGAGAACAGCCCUGGCUCCUACCGCUGUGUCCUGGGCUGCCAGCCCGGCUUCCACAUGGCUCCAACUGGAGACUGCAUCGACAUAGACGAGUGUGCCAACGACACCAUGUGUGGGAGCCACGGCUUCUGCGACAACACUGACGGAUCCUUCCGCUGCCUCUGUGACCAGGGCUUCGAGGCUUCGUCCUCCGGCUGGGACUGUGUUGACGUGAACGAGUGCGAGCUCAUGCUGGCGGUGUGUGGGGCGGCGCUCUGCGAGAACGUGGAGGGCUCCUUCCUCUGCCUCUGUGCCAGUGACCUGGAGGAGUACGACGCUCAGGAGGGGCACUGCCGCCCGCGGCUGGCUGGAGGUCAGAGUAUUCCUGAGGCCCCACCAGGGGACCACCCCCCAGGCCCUGUCCGCAUGGAAUGCUACUCUGGGCAGAAUGGCCAGCUGCCCUGCUCCAGCCUUCUGGGCCGGAACACCACACAGGCCGAGUGCUGUUGCACCCAGGGUGCCAGCUGGGGAGACACCUGUGACCCCUGCCCAGCUGAGGACUCAGUUGAAUUCAGUGAGAUCUGCCCUAGUGGUAAAGGCUACAUCCCUGUGGACGGAGCCUGGAUGUUUGGACAGACCACGUAUACAGAUGCAGAUGAGUGUGUGAUGUUCGGGCCUGGUCUCUGCCAGAAUGGCCGGUGCCUCAACACGGUGCCUGGCUACAUCUGCCUGUGCAAUGCUGGCUACCACUACAAUGCCGUCCACAGGAAGUGUGAGGAUCACGACGAGUGCCAGGACAUGGCCUGUGAGAAUGGUGAGUGUGUGAACACUGAAGGCUCCUUCCACUGCUUCUGCAGCCCCCCCCUCACCCUGGACCUCAGCCAGCAGCGCUGCGUAAACAGCACUGGUAGCACAGAGGACCUGCCUGACCACGACAUCCACAUGGACAUCUGCUGGAAAAGAGUCACCAAUUACGUGUGCAGCCAACCCCUGCACGGGCGCCGCACCACCUAUACAGAAUGCUGCUGCCAAGAUGGCGAGGCCUGGAGCCAGCAAUGUGCCCUGUGCCCCCCCAGGAGCUCUGAGGUCUAUGCUCAGCUGUGCAAUGUGGCCCGGAUUGAAGCAGAGCGGGAGGCUGGAGUCCACUUCCGGCCAGGCUAUGAGUAUGGCCCUGGACCCGAGGACCUGCACUACAGCCUCUACAGCCCAGAUGGGGCCCCCUUCUACAACUACCUGGGCCCUGAGGACACCAUCCCAGAGCCACCCUUCCCCAACACAGCCAGCCACACAGGGGACCACACACCAGUUCUUGAGUCACCCCUGCAGCCCUCAGAACUCCAGCCCCACUAUGUGGCUAGCCAGCCAGAGCACCAGGCUGGCUUCGAAGGGCUUCAGGCAGAGGAAUGCGGCAUCCUGAAUGGCUGUGAGAACGGCCGCUGUGUGCGCGUGAGGGAGGGCUACACCUGUGACUGCUUUGAGGGCUUCCAGCUGGACAUGGCCCACAUGGCCUGUGUGGAUGUGAAUGAGUGUGAUGACUUGAACGGGCCUGCUGCACUCUGUGCUCAUGGUCACUGCGAGAACACCGAGGGCUCCUACCGCUGCCACUGCUCCCCAGGUUAUGUGGCCGAGGCAGGCCCCCCACACUGCACUGCCAAGGAGUAGCAGUGAGGGGUCAGUGUGGACAGCUACCUGGAAAUGGGCCCCAGCCUCAGGUAGGGGCCUUGAGGAGGCUUUCCUAGCUGGGAAGACACCAUGAAGAAGCAGGCAGAAGGCCCUGCAGCCCAGCUCCCAGCCAGCCCUGCCUGCUUUUCAGCUCUCCCAGCUUAGGCUCUGGCUGUGAGCUUCUGUCACUGCCUUCAUGCCGCCAUGCCCUUGCUUGGCUCAAACAUCACCAAAUGCUUUAAUGCUUCAGCCGCUGGCCAUGAGGACCAGUCUGCCAUCUGUCCUGGCCUUGCUAUGGGAUGCUUACCAAAGGAUGGCCCUCAUCUACCCCAGCUGUGCAAACAUGCAAGGUGGUUCGACCUCACAUUGCCUUUCCCAGACAGAAUCCACAUAACAUCCUGAUGCUUCCACCACUGGAUCAGAGGUUACAUCUCCCCAGGUCUGGUCCUUCAGUAUCUCUUUAACAAAAAAGGAUUGGGGGAAGUUUGGAAAGUGAUUCCAAGGCCUCCUCCCAAGAACCAUCACCUCAGCCAAUCCCGUCUGGGCCAGAUUUUGCCACAUUUCCAUCCUGUAGCAGUUCUGUAGCCCCAGGGAAGGGCGGAAGAUCCCCUCAUCUCAGGAGGAAAACUGACACUAGCUUGCUGAGUGUUAAGAGACACAAAUGAAGGGGAGCAUGGUGACUGAGCAAGCAGCAAGAGGGCAGUAUGAAAAAUAUGAGGAGUUGAUAAGAAAGGGCCAAGGCGUUCAACAAGGCUGAAGAAAAUGUUCAGUAGCUGUGGGUAAACAUUCGCAAUCUACCCAUGAUAGCUCCUGUGCAUCACAGUAAGGGGUGCCACAGGACAGGGUGCCCAUCUCUGAGGACCCGUAUUAAAUACACAGUUUCUUACAGGAAGCAAAUCUCUCCUGGGCUCUCCUUUUGUGACACCAGUUUGAGGUACUAAAAAUAAGAGGUCUAUUUUCUAGCUUGUGAAAUACAGUGUAGUCUUGUUUAGGGGAAGCCAGAUUUCCUAUUGUUGUUUCUUCUCUCUACUCAGAAGCCCCUGCUGUCUUUCUUUCAAAAAUGGGAUGGCUAGCAUCCUUCUCAGUUUACAAGUAGAGACCCACUCCAACCUUGGCUAGCUAGGAAUUUAGAACUAUGGUGGAAUAAAGAAAUGUACAUCUGG